Molecule: messenger RNA, 1929 nt
Organism: Lodderomyces beijingensis
Lineage: Eukaryota; Fungi; Ascomycota; Pichiomycetes; Serinales; Debaryomycetaceae
Source: the annotation of a GenBank genome assembly
AUGAACAAUUUUGCAAGAGCUGAAAGAAGGAAAUCCAUGGCUGAACGCAGACCGAGCACUUCAUAUACCCCGCCUGUUAUUCCUCACUUGGCCGGCUUGGAAAAGCCACAAGAUUCGUAUUUGAAGAUCGACAAUUGCGAUGUGUUGAUAUUAGGUACCGGUUUACAGGAGAGUAUAUUAGCUUCUGCUUUGUCAUGGCAAGGGUCCUCGAUUUUGCACAUUGAUAACAAACCAUAUUAUGGCGACUCGACUUCCACUUUAACUAUUGAACAAUUGAAAAAAUGGGUAUUGGAAGUUAACCAGGGCAAAAUCCCUCAUUUCCAAGAUGCUCAAAUCUAUAUACCCGGUGGAAAGUUGAACAACCAGUUCAACUCCAGGGACUAUGGCAUUGACUUGACCCCCAAGAUUAUGUUUUGUCAAUCUGACUUGUUGACUCUACUUGUGAAAUCACGCGUUUAUCGCUACUUGGAGUUUCAAUCGUUAUCGAAUUUCCAUGUCUUUGAAAAUGACGACUUUCAGCAAAAGAUCAAUGCAACAACCAAGGAGGAUAUAUUUAUUGACAAGUCACUUUCGUUAUUGACCAAGAGACACUUGAUGAAGUUUCUAAAAUUUAUCUUGAUGGACCCAGAUUACAAGGAAAAGAUUAAACCAUUUGCAAAUCAGCCAAUCCAACAUUUCCUUAACCAGCAGUUUAAAUUGGAAGAGGCUCAAAUCAACGAAUUGGUUUAUUCGAUUGGAUUAAGUUAUAAAGAUCAAAUCAACACAAAGGAGUCCUUGAUCAAAAUCAAAAGAUUUCUUUCGUCGUUUGAUGUAUAUGGCAAGUUCCCAUGCAUGAUUUCGAAAUUUGGAGGGCCCGGCGAAUUGGCUCAGGGUUUUUGUCGAAGUGCUGCAGUUGCUGGUACAACUUAUAAAUUAAGCACGAAUCUAAUUGAUUUUGACCCUGAAACUAAAAUUGCCCAUUUCGACGAUGGUUCCAAUAUCAAAAUUAAUGAAAAAAUUGUUGUUUCGCCAACUCAGUUGCCAAAGUUUUUGCAAUCGAGCUAUAACCAAGCAGUAGAAAAUUUGCAGCCUCAUUUUGUGACAAGGUUGAUAACUAUAGUGAGAAGAGACUGUAAAGAAUGGAUGUCUCUUAAGGAGUCACUGGCAAUUGUUGUUUUCCCACCUCAUUCUUUACCAACUGAUAACGAAUUUUCUGUUCAAGUUAUAAUUCAAAAUGGCGGCACGGGUUUAUGUCCAGAGGGCCAAUCCAUAUGGUUUAGUCAAACGGUAGAGCAAGACUUGGGCCGAGCCAAGAACGAUCUUGAGUCAGCUUACAUCAAGAUGGAAUCGUCACUUUUAAGGGAAUCAUCAAACAAUAUUGACGAGCUACUCGAUGAGACGGACUUUGCCUUGAACGCACAAGGAACUCCCAUUUUGACAAACUCGUUCAAGUUGGGCUCGCAUUUCCAGAGCUUUGUGCCCAAGGAAACCUUGGAAGUUGUUUGCAAAUUGGGAUAUGUGGAAAAGACAUACGUUGCCAAUGACUUGUCCAACAUCUUCAAGCCAUCGAGCAAAAACAAUAUAGUCUACAAGGAUAUACCAGACGCCCAGAAUGAGAUCAUAUUCACAAACACACCCAGUGCAGAGUUAUCUUACGAUGGUGUUAUAACAGACGUUAAAUCAAUAUACCAAAGAAUCACGGGCACAACCGAUGACUUUUUCGAUGUCGAUUUCGAAGAUGAAGAAGAUGAAUAUGACAAAGCAAACCAGCCAAUCAUCCCACCAAAAAGAUCCUCCGUCAUUGGAGGCAUAGUGGGCGGCGGUUCAGGAACCAGCUUGGCUGCUUUGAGAGAACAACAUAAUGAGAAUAUGAGUGACAACGCCAUCGCAAGCGAUGAGGAUAUAGACGACUCACACGAACCUUUUGGUGCUGAGGGUAUGGAAUUGUAG